Molecule: messenger RNA, 5770 nt
Organism: Peromyscus maniculatus bairdii (prairie deer mouse)
Lineage: Eukaryota; Metazoa; Chordata; Mammalia; Rodentia; Cricetidae
Gene: Adgb
Product: androglobin
Biological process (GO): proteolysis
Molecular function (GO): oxygen binding; calcium-dependent cysteine-type endopeptidase activity; heme binding
Source: RefSeq, a predicted model, not a curated record
GCAGGGAACGCCCUCAGCAGCCGUUUGAUCCUGUCCACGCUUGCCCACACCACAGUUCCUCUGCCAUACACCAACUCCCAGGUCUUAAACCGCGUCUCCACUCAGAGCCCGCCCUCCUCCCUGCAAGCAGGCCUGGCAGGAGCCUUCCGGUUCUCAGAACUCGUCUCCAGGCAACGGCAGACGCGCGGGGAAGCCUCGGAAGCCUCAGAAGCCUCGCGGCCUUGUGGCGCGCUCUCAGCGGGGCCUUGCUGGAGCAGGCUGCCUGGGUGAGCCUCGGGCAUGGCCUCCAAACCAGCGAAAAGGAAGGAAGUGCAUCGGAUCAACUCUGCCCACGGAUCAGAUAAAUCUAAAGAUCUUUACCCUUUUGGCAGCAAUGUGCCUCCUGGUUCUGUUGAACAGAAGAAGGGAAAGUUCCCGAUCUGGCCAGAGUGGAGUGAGGCGGACAUAAAUGCCGAGAAGUGGGAUACAGGCAAAGGAGGAAAAGAGAAGGACAAGACCGCCAAGAGCCCCCUCUUUCACUUUUUUGAAGACCCUGAAGGAAAGAUUGAAUUACCACCAUCAUUGAAAGUCUUUACCUGGAAACGUCCACAAGAUUUUAUAUUUAGCAGACCUCCUGUAGUUGUGAAAAACGAAAUCACGUUUGACUUGUUUUCACCAAAUGAACAUUUACUCUGCAGUGAGCUUAUGAGGUGGAUUAUCAGUGAAAUCUACGCUGUGUGGAAGAUAUUCAAUGGAGGGAUUCUGAACAAUUACUAUAAAGGAAAUUCGGGAGAGCUUCCUAGUCUGCUCUGGAAGCCCUGGGAACACAUAUAUUCUCUCUGCAAGGCUGUGAAGGGCCACAUGCCUUUGUUUAACGUAUAUGGGAAGUAUGUUGUGAAGCUUUACUGGAUGGGUUGCUGGAGGAAGAUAACUAUUGAUGACUUUUUUCCCUUUGAUGAGGAUAACAAUCUGUUGCUUCCAUCUACAACCUAUACGUUUGAACUCUGGCCAAUGCUACUGUCUAAAGCUAUCAUUAAGCUGGCAAAUGUUGACAUCCAUAUGUCACAGAGGCGAGAGCUGGGAGAAUUCACCAUUAUCCAUGCACUUACUGGGUGGUUACCUGAAGUCAUUCCUCUUCAUCCAGGGUAUGUGGACAGAGUUUGGGAGCUGUUGAAGGAAAUAUUGCCGGAGUUUAAGCUCACAGAAGAUCCAAGUUCUGAAAGCAAAAUGGCAGUGGUAGACAACAAACUGAAGGAACCUGGGAAAGAGAUAAAGGAUGGCAAGGAAGUGAAAGACGGAAAGGAAGUGAAAGACGUGAAGGAUUUCAAACCGGAAGCUUCCCUUACAACCCUGAAGCCUCCAGACAAGACAGACAAAACUGCAAAGGAGAAAGCAGAUGCAAAAGACCUUGGGAAGAAGAGGAAUAAGGAUGGAGAGAAGGAGAAGGAAAAAUUCAAAUUUUCACUCCAUGGUUCGAGACCCUCAUCUGAUGUUCAGUACUCUAUGCAGUCCUUGUCAGAUUGUUCUUCAGCAAUACAGUCCCCUCAUAUGGUUGUAUAUGCUACCUUUACACCACUCUAUUUGUUUGAAAACAAGAUCUUUACAUUGGAGAAGAUGGCGAAUUCUGCAGAGAAACUUAGGGAAUACGGGCUUUCCCACACCUGUAGCCACCCUGUGCUGGUGACCAGAAGUAGGUCUUGUCCCCUUGUGGCACCCCCCAAACCUCCUCCCUUACCUCCCUGGAAACUCAUUCGCCACAAAAAAGAAACGGUCAUAACAGAUGAAGCUCAAGAUGCUGUACCAAAGAAGCCCGAGCAGUUCCUUGAGAUUUCAAGUCCAUUUUUGAAUUAUAGAAUGACUCCAUUUACGAUUCCAGCAGAAACGCAUUUCGUACAAUCUGUUGUUAAGAAAGGGACACCUCUGGGAUCCGGCCUUCCUCCCCUCGUGGAAAAUGAGUUAAGUGCAAGCACCAGCCAAGGCGAGAUGAGCACAGUAACAGGAAACCAGUCUCAGGUUAAUGUUACAUUGCAAACUAUUCCUGCAAGAGAUGAGCAGACAGAGCUGAUACUGGGGGACACCCACCCACCUGAGGGGUUAGAAAGAGAUUUGAUUAGCCUGACCACAGCGACACAGGACAAGUCACAGGAGGACUUGGGAACAAUAAGUGAAGGUGCUUCCAAAGAAAUGUGGUUAGAUUUUGAAGACUUUUGUGUGUGCUUUCACCACAUAUAUGUUUUCCACAAACCAAGUUCUUAUUGUCAUAAUUUUCAAAAAUCAGAAUUCAAGUUCUCAGAGGAACGGGUGCCCUACUAUCUGUUUGUGGACAGCCUGAAGCCUAUUGAACUACUGGUUUGCUUUUCGGCUUUGGUGCGCUGGGGGGAAUCUGGAGCCUUGACAAAAGACAGUCCUCCCGUGGAACCCGGCCUCCUGACAGCCGAAGCAAUCACCUGGAAGUCUCUGAAGCCUCUCAGUGCAGUGUUGAGGAUCCACACCUAUGCCACGAAGGCCGCCAUGGUGCGCCUGCCUGUCGGGAGGCAUAUGCUACUCUUCAAUGCAUAUUCUCCAGUGGGACAUGCCAUACAUGUCUGCAGCAUGGUGGCAUUUGUCAUCGGGGAUGAAGAUGUUGUACUGCCCAACUUUGAGCCGGAGAGCUACCGAUUUACAGAACAGUCUCUAAUAAUUAUGAAAGCUAUUGGAAAUGUGAUUGCUAGUUUCAAAGACAAAGGUAAAUUGCCUGCAGCUCUGAGGGAUCUUCAAGCAGCUCACUACCCUGUCCCCCUCUACAACAAAGAACUCACUGCUCAACACUUCCGGAUAUUCCACAUAUCAUUGUGGCGUUUAAUGAAAAAAUCUCAAAUAUCCAAGCCCCCUGUAAACUUCAAAUUUGCAUUUCGGGCUCUGGUUUUAGACACGGACAUACUGGAUGCCAUCCUAGAUGAUUCUUCUUUAGCGGAAUGGGUAGACCUUAAAUAUUGUAUGCCAAUAAAUGAGAAGGAGUAUUCUCCCGAGGAAAUAGCUGCUGCAGUGAAAAUUCAAUCAAUGUGGAAAGGGACUUAUGUCAGACUGCUCAUGAAGGCCAGAAUGCCAGAAACAAAGGAAAAUACCAGCGUUGCAGAUACACUUCAAAAAAUUUGGUCGAUAUUAGAGAUGAAUAUGGAGCAGUAUGCACUUUCUCUCCUAAGACUAAUGUUUAAAAGCAAGUGUAGGUCUAUGGAGUCUUACCCAUGCUAUCAAGAUGAAGAAACAAAGGUUGCCUUUGCUGACUACACGGUGAACUAUGCAGACCAGCCACCAAAUUCUUGGUUUAUAGUAUUCAGAGAAACAUUUUUGGUUCCUCAAGAUAUGAUCUUAGUCCCCAAAGUAUAUACUACACUCCCGAUCUGUAUUCUGCAUGUUGUUAACAAUGACACAAUGGAGCAAGUGCCGAAGGUGUUUCAGAAAGUGGUGCCUUACCUUUACUCCAAGAACAAGAAAGGCUACACAUUUGUGGCUGAAGCAUAUACUGGGGACAACUACGUGUCAGGCGCACGGUGGAAACUGAGGCUCAUUGGCUCUUACAACCCGCUUCCAUUUCUUUCCCGAGAUGCUCCAUGCAACACCUUCACCAUAAAGGAAAUCAGAGACUACUACAUUCCUAAUGACAAGAAAAUCAUGUUCAGGUACUCCAUCAAAGUGACCUUGGCACAGUGCAUCACCAUACAGGUCCGCACAUCCAAGCCUGACGCCUUCAUCAAGCUGCAGGUGCUGGAAAGUGAGGAGAUCAUGGUGAGCGCCACAGGCAAAGGGCAGGCCAUCAUCCCUGCCUUCUACUUCCUGGGGAGUGAAAGAGCACUGAGCUCCCAGUCUAGCAAGCAAAUCCUCUUAUCUCAUACUUCACCUAAGAAAGAACCAGAAGUGAUGACUAAGAAAAAAACUGGCCCAACGAGUCAGAAGUCCUUCAAGGGCAGACCUGGAAUGGCGGCAGCAGAAUCAGGUGUGCCUCUGCUGGAAGAAGAAGUUAUGAAUGUACCCGUUGUAGAAGAAAAUUGUAGCACACCACAACAGACAAAUCUAAAAAUAAAAAGAAGACUGAAUCAAGUAGCUGUGGCCUUAACUAACAUGGAGACACCCACCUGCCCAACUAAGAAGAAAUUCGAAAAGCUAUUAGAACGGUGUAGAGAGCAGUGCUACAAGUAUAUCAUACAGUGCUUGGUGUUGUUUAACAGCUGGCCUCUGACUGAAACUCAGCUGACAUUUGUUCAAGCACUAAAAGACUUAGAGAAAAGUGAUAUUAAAGCACUCAGGAGGCAGAGACAAGCGGAUCUCGAGAAGCAUGAAGAACUAAUUACCAUAGGAAGCCCAGAUUCCCAUGCUGUCAGUGAAGGGCAAAAAUCUGUAGGAACUUCCAAAACAACAAGGAAAGGCAAAGAGAAGUCUGGGGAGAAAGAGAAGUUGGCCAAGGAAAAGCAAGCUCCUCGCUUUGAACCUCAGCCAAUACCCACUGUUCACUCUCAGCAAGAAGAUCCAAACAAACCCUACUGGGUUUUGAGGCUGGUAUCUGAACACAGCGACUCAGACUAUGUUGACGUGAAAAAAGACACAGACCGAUCAGAUGAAAUACGAGCCAUGAAGCAAGCUUGGGAGACAACUGAGCCGGGGAGGGCUAUCAAGGCUUCACAGGCCCGUCUGAAGUACCUCAACCAGUUCAUUAAGAAGCCAAUUGACAUCCCUGUCCAAGAGACUUUUUCUUCAACCCAGAGCCAAAUUAAACCCUCAGAAGAAGGAGAAGUAGCAGGGAGAGAUGCUGCAGGGAGAGAUGCUGCAGGGAGAGAUGCUGCAGGGCGAGAUUCUACAGGCAGAGAUUCUACAGGCAGAGAUUCUACAAGCAGAGAUUCUACGGGGAAAGAGGCAGACGUCAAAGAAGUGCCAUCAGCCGCAGCGGGAAAUAUCCUGUGGAAGAAAUGGCAGAUGACCAAGGGCAUCAGGGAUCUGGCAAAAUCCACAAGCAGCGAGAGCAAAAUAUCUGUGGCGGGGAAGGAAGAAAAAGAGCCACCACCGCCCCCGCCGCCCCCGCCCCCGCCGCCGCCGCCGCCGCCACUGCCGAGUGUGCAGCUGAGUAUGCUAAAGGAGAAUGCUGCAUUAUCCCGUUCACGAUCUCAGACAGUUUUGGAAAUGUCUCCACGACUCAUUCGAAAAGCACUAGAAUUUGUGGACUUCAGUCAUUAUGUACGGAAAACAAGUGACGAGCCUGUGCUGCAAACAGAGGAACUGAAUAAGCAGCAAGCGAUGCAGAAGGCGGAAGAAAUCCACCAGUUCCGGCAGCACAGGUGCCGGAUCCUUAGCAUCAGAGACAUCGAUCAGGAAGAGCGAUUUAAGCUCAAGGAUGAGGUUCUAGACACGUAUGGGAAAAUGCGGGACUCUGUAGAUGAAUCCCGACAGAAGAUCCUUGAAGUCCGGGAAGAAUACAGAAGCAAGCUGCUGGAGGCGGAGCGCCUAAGGCUGGAAGCUUUGGCAGCUCAGGAGGCUGCAAUGAAGGCAGAGACAGAGAAAAAGUCUCCAGUUUCUGACUCACAGAAGAAGAAGAAAGGAAAGAAAAAAUGACUGAGAGGCCCCAUGGCACCUUCUUCUGUAGAGGGAAAGUGUUGGAGGCACUGUUAUUUUGCCUUUUGAUAAAAUAUUAGACGAGAGAAGAUGUUCCCCACUCAUGGUUUCUACAUUUUAAUGUUAAUGUGUUGGUUUUCUUAGAAAAGAAUUGAAGGUAUUAGUGUCUCAGAUGUUCUAAUUUCACUAAAAUUGCUAAAAAUAAAGUUUA